Molecule: messenger RNA, 528 nt
Organism: Symbiodinium sp. CCMP2456
Lineage: Eukaryota; Dinophyceae; Suessiales; Symbiodiniaceae
Source: the annotation of a GenBank genome assembly
AUGUCGACUCGUUUGGCUGAAGAGUGGGAAUCCAUCCCGGAGCUUCGACGCCUAGCUCAGAAGCUGGUGCUUGUUCAAGUUACUGGGACUGGGACUACCAGGGAGAGCAUCGUGCAGAAUGAGGCGGUUAUCAAACCUGCUUUGCAUCACCUGGGGAUGCGACCGAGUGUGCAGACGUGUAUGCUGCAUAUCAAAGCGUUUUUCGAUUUGAUGCAGCUGUCGAUUCCUGCUGCACAUGUGUAUACGCAGGGAUGGGCCCUCCGUCGCAUGAUCUCAAUGUUUAACCUCAUUGUCCGGCGAGGGCACACGCCACGAGAGGCUGCUAUUGUCAGGCUAAUGGAAGGUGUUGGCUUGACGGUCAACCCCAAUGCUGAAGCUGAUGAUGGCACCAGUACACGUGCGAGUUCAGAUGAUGACGGAUGCUCGGAACAUGGAGAAUCAGAAGAACUCAGCGAUGAUGAUGAUGUCGAAGAGGGGCUUAGUGCCUGGGCUGUCUAUCCCUAUACAAACAAACCAGGCUCACGGUGA